This is a messenger RNA of Amoebophrya sp. A25, 8183 nucleotides long. NCBI's taxonomy places the organism in Eukaryota, Dinophyceae, Syndiniales, Amoebophryaceae. The record is from the annotation of a GenBank genome assembly.
AUGUCGUUCGUGCGAAGCUUCUCUUUGGUCGCCAUAGCCGUGGCAAUAUGGGACCAAAGGUGGACAAUAAUAUUUGCUGCGGCUGCCUAUGCUUAUGUCAUGCAUCCUGGGUUAAUGACGUCGGUCUACGACAGUGGUCCUUUAACCUGCGCGACUCUUGGACUGAUAUACCUCAUUGGAAAGGCGGUUCAAUACUAUCUGUGGCUGGAGUGGGAUUCGCAUGUAUAGUAUUAUAAUUCAAGCUUGUUUUUGUACUUGUUGUAGUUCUUUGCUUUCGCGUUUGCUGAUGCAUUCUAACUCAUCAAGCAGUCGCCUGUUUCUGAUCCUGUAGCUGUACAGAGGAAGAAGAGGAAACUAUGUCUUGGACAAUAAGUAGAGAGCCGGAUGCGGUCGCAGUGUUCCGAAUCGGAUUCGACUUAGGUUGAUUAGCAUUACUGGUCGCUAUAUGUACGUGAUCUUGCGACUGAAUACCUUUUCCUUCCCAGGUCGAUGAGUACAUGCAAGAUGACGACGCCGACGGGCAGAGUAUGGUAGACGCGGAGGAUGAUGGGCCGUCAGAGGUUGACACCAGCGAAGAGGAGGAGGAACUGUUUAUCUCAGAGUUUUGGCGAGACUGCGAGUUUCUCAAAUUCUUGAUAUCGGGUCGCGGUCGAGCAAGCGCAUGGAAAGGCGCUGCAGAAGAAGCUUCUUCCGUGGACGCGAAUAGCACCAGUGCUAGUACAACUUCUGCCUCUUCUAGUACCAAGAAACUGGAAACUCAUGGACGUGGAAAGCAAGACUCUGCCGCGUCGGCCGCAGCUUCAGGUGUCGAGCAAAAGGACGAUAAUUUCGCCUGUCUGCAACUUUUGCUUGAUCGCGUAGAGGUUCGGAAGUAUCGAAAAGGUGAGUUCGUCAUUAGACGGGGUGACGAACGUGAUGCCUUCCUGUUGGUCAAGCGCGGUCGCUUCGAAAUUUUCGGUGCUCGAAGCCACAGCACAACCACUGGGAUGAUGGGGGGAGAUGACGUCGAGGACUUAGCUAUACCCUCUGCACCACCUGGUGAAGCGAUGAUAUUGCGACAAGGCGAUACCAUAGUAAUCAAAAAUUAUUACUCGCGUCUUACAACAACAUCAAUCUUUAGUACGCGGUUUUCUAAUUUUUUUUUGGAUUCUGUCCGUCGGACUUACAGGACGGCGACGGAUGUCUGCAAUGAAUCUUCAUCUAAAUUUUCAUGACUGGAACAUUCUCAUACUCUAAUCUCAGGUUGGUUUGCUUUUCGUAAUGGCUUCCUUCAUGACCGCCGAAAGUGAUGACCAUCUACGGCACGAGAGCAGUGUGCGUUGCAUAUCGUCGGAUGGCGGAGAGGUUUACGUUCUGAAAACAUCGACUGCAAUUUGGCCAGCUUUCGCUCUGUACCCAGGCUCCAUGCUUAUCUUGGUGAGGCAGCUUUUAGCCCGCAUGAUUACAGUGAUCGGGACGCUACACAAAUACUUCGGCUUGAGCAACAAACUACUGCACACGGGAGAAGUUAGCGAAAUCGGUGUUGAUUUCGACCGUCUGUUUGCUAUGACCGAGAAGAGGGGAUUUCUUCUCAAUGAUGGGAAUAUCAAAACAAGGACGCCGCCGACAAAACCAGCAAAAGUGCUUAAACCGCCUAGGCCCGCGGACUCGUGGCGGCCCGGCUAUGAGAGUACUGUCAUCCAGAGCAUUACUGAAAACCCGGACGAAUCCCGCACGGUCCUGGCUAAAGCUGUUGCCGCGAGAUUUGGUCUUCCUGAUGCUGCCUGUGUCGAUGCGUCGAAGGUUCACGUAGCCGAAUGGGGCGCAGGUGAAAUGCUGUUCGAGGCCGACAGUUCGCAGCAAGACGUCUUCGUACUGCUUGAGGGAACGUGCGAGACCUUCAUCCCUCGACGGCAGAAAGCAGAAGGCCGCCGCUUUGCAGCAUCGUCAAGUGGUGACGCAAGUGCAACGAGUAGGGUUAGUUCCUCCUCAUCAGCAGCGGGCUUUUCGAAUGCAGCCUUUCAACAUGUCGUCCCUGCUGAGGGGGCGGAUGUGGAACCUGAUACCAGCAGAGAUCUAGCGCAGAUUCAUGCAGGAGGUGGUCAAUCCGAUUCAACUGCAGCUGACGGAGCAGACAAACGAGGCAUAGUGGAAACUGAUGAGACCCGUGGACCGCUGUCUCUGCUUUUGAGCAGCACAGCUACUGCAGAUACUCUGACUCGAGUGGGAUCCUCACAACGAAGUUCGCAAGGUGAAGAUUUAGCGCAAGCCUAUUCUGCUGCCGUGCCGCGUGCUAGUGACAGUGACGCGAACAAACGAGGACCAGACGACGAAGUGUCAUCGAGUACUAGUUACUUGAGCAACGCGUCUGGGACUGGGACUCAAGCGCUUGACAAUCUUGGCGGUAAGGACGGCACUGCUGAUCGAAAAGAUGCAAAUGGAGCGGGUGUAGGUGGGGGCAACCCUCUGGCACGACAACAAGUUCCAGGGAAGGCCAUGUAUUCCCUUACUGUACCUGGUGAACUGAUCGGGUCCUUACCUAUCUUAGCCGGUGUUUCGGCGGUCACCGUGUAUCGAUGCCGAAGCAAAUGUCGUUUUUUGCACAUAGAGAGAACGGAGAUUGAUCGCCUGCUCCACCGGUUCCCGCUGCAGAUGUGUCUGAACCUGGUCCAGACCGUAAUUCCCAAGGUGAAGCCAUCGGUGCGCCGGAUCGAGGCUGCGGUGGAGUCGCGGCUCAUUUCAGGCGGGAAAGUACUGUUUCGCGAGGGCGACUCAUCCUCCCAAGGCUUUUACCUGGUCAAAAGUGGCAAGGUACUCCUGGUGGAAGAGCGCAAGCUGGGGUUCGCGCCCCCGCGGGCAGACGCUGCUAUGAGUAGCUUCCAGCGGAACAUCAGCAAACAGCCACCAAGAGCUGCAGCUCCUGUAUUCAGGAGCGGAAAAAGAGCAGGGGUAGAUGGGGUGCAGAAAAGCGCAUCUGCUCCCAGUCCAUCGCAUAGCGGAGGAGCGCCUCGUCAACGCGGUUUGCCUAUUGAUGAAGAUUCAACUCCUGUUCAUCAAAGCAACACUACGCCAGUUGCUUCCAGGUCUUCAUGUACCUAUCGUGGCUAUUCACCACGCCCCACGCCAAGGCAUAGUCUCCGGGCUGGUCGCACAACUGCGCUCGAACUUGCCGCGGCUUUGGCGAAGGCCAAAAGACCGAAGGAGCGCUUUCAUCUGUACGAUAAGGAGCCCCGCUAUCUCGACAGCCCAAGUCAGUACCAGAUGAUUCACAAAGGGGGCAUUUGCGGCGAGGUCGAAUGCUUCUCCAGGAUGCCGUACAAGGCUACUGCGUAUGCGGCACGGGAUUCUCAGAUCAUUCGAAUCAGCCGGACGUUGCUCCAAAUUCUUGCCCAGGAGCACCCCCAGUGCAUUUUAAACUUCACGACCUACCUUCUCUCCAGGGACCUCGGAGCAUCUGCGAAUGCGAGAAGAGACCAUUUUGGAAGAGAUGAUUCUCAGAUGAGUCAGCAGUUGGACGAAGUACUAGGGUACGAUGGUCAAUAUAUGAGGAAGCUUGGUGGUGUGCCUUUGCUGUCCGAGAGGAGGUUGCCCUUGCCGCCCAAUCUAGCGUCACCUACUUCGUUUUCGCUGCCCCUGGGUGCACCGUGUGUCACAUCGAGGUCCAUAAGCGAGGUGCACGGCACUAGUUUUCUCGGCGCGAAAGGACGCUCUGACUUCGAAAUAGAUGACGACGACCAUAGUACUAGUGUAAUCGACCGCAGUCCAACACAUGCAACAGGGUCGCGCGGUCACCUUCGUCGCUUGUCUUCGGAUGAUGAGGUUUCUCCGGUCGGUGCCGAUGAAUUAGAAGACGAUGCAGCGUCCUUUUCGAAAACGAUUCGCUCGUUCAGGACCGAUCGCUUUCCGAGUCUAGUUAGCGCACGACGGAAUAUCGAACGCUUUAUCCCGUUUCAGACCGCAAUGCAAAAUGUGACAAAAAACACUCAGCAUUUGCGUAGUCAGAUCGAAAGAAGACUGAAAACUAAGAUUCAGUCUUUUGUCACCGCGGGUCUUUCCGAUAACGAGGAAAGCAACACGACACCGAACAAGUCGAGCAAACGCUCUAGCGCUGCAAUAGAGAAUUUGGAAACCAGCCCCAAGGAACGAAGCGAAACAGCGGAGGCUCAGAUAAGUGCGAAUGAUGAAACAAGUAACGCUGCUUCAACUAUCGAGGAUGAGCGAAGCUCCAGCUCAACUGUGAGAAGACGGAUACGAAGCCGAAGCGCUGACAGUAAGAGCGGCAACGUGAAGGAGACAAAGAAAAAUCGGACCUCUGGCCGUGUUAAUGAUGAAGAACAGACCAACUACGGAAAGAAACCGAAAUCACAGCAACUUGACUCAGCAAAGAUAACCUCUGGCGUACAUGAUAACAGAUCUUCGAGUCCUGUGGGUGGAGGAGUUCGAGGAGGGCUUUCUUCGAGUACCAUGGCGGCAGCCGCACGGCACGGGCAGUGGCCGCACCUCAGGACAAUCUGUCUGGUUCCGGGCGACGAGAUCAUUCGAGAUUAUUGCGGUGCACAGUUUUUGACUUCCCUUCGCAAAAUUCGACCCGCAGCGGUGAGGUUGAAUGGCUAUAAGGAUUUGAAACAAGCAGUGGCAAAUAUCAACCGUGGCAAAAGUAGGCCCUUCGCUGGCGUGGACGGAGUUGGUAGCGCGGACACGGCCUUGAGCCCAAAAAUUCAGUCGCAAUCGAGCGCCGCGAUUUCUCGUUUACCAAGCGCUGCAGCACAGCAGCGAGAUGGCAGCCCCGCGCUGAAGAUGUCUCACGAUAGCAUGGCACUAGAUGAUCCGACUACUAUCGAGGGCGUCCUCGCUGAGUCCGUUGGAGAUGACUCACCCUCAACUUUGGGCGACUUCGUGAUGUCAGGCACAGUGACGCCUGUCGUUGAGUGUGACGCCGACUCCUCGGCGCCUGGACUAAUGGUGUCGGUUCAAAGCCGCGCGGAGCCUCUUACGUGGACGGAACCAGAUAAAGGGACUGGCGACCGCUCCUCAGCGUUUGCAGGAACAUUAACCGCAAAAAGCGACAAGGUGAACACAAGUCUAAGUGGAUCAGCAUUUAGUGGUGGUCAGCCCGGCCACGAUAGGAGCAACUCCGAUUUGCUUAAUCGACAACAAAUCUCACAUGCUUUGUUGGAAAUCGAGGCGGCAGCUGAUUGCGUGCUCUACGUGGCAGAUUCAACGGUGACCGAGUGGACUAAGUGUUGUCUUCGCCACGCAGACCUCAUGCUGAUUGCCGUGCCUGUAAGCAAAGCCGAUGUGUCACCACAUCCAAGGCUAGGCACCGCUGAGACCUACGCACUGAAGCACACGAAGCGCUAUGUUCCAGUAGAGUUCAUGCUUGUCCAUGUUGACGAUAGCAUAAUGGGCGUCUCUUCCUCGAGAGCAGAUGAGCAGUCGGGUCAGAAGCAAAUGCCUGCCCGCAAGGAUCAUCAUGGACGAUUGUUCAAAGCUUCCGCCAGCACCUCAACCUGCAAUAGCGUAGUACCAGAACCAACAAAAGGAACAGAUCCAAUAGUACCUGAUGCUCCACCUUCUGGAAGUCUGGAUCUGGAAUGUUCCGCAAAAACAUCAGCAAGAUCGAGAACAAUAGGACCCAUCGAAAAUCCUCCUGUACUAAUGCGCAAGCAAUUGUCUUUCGAUGUAAACUACGGCUCUGCAAAUAGUUCAAGGACCGAGGGAAAGGCACACAGUGUCGCAACUGUGGUCACGCAGGAUCCAACAGUCCAGUCAUCAACUUCGGAAACCGCAAAUGUGCCUGUUGAUGAGUCCGCUUUGCGGAGGAACAAUUCUGGUGGAUCGUUAACUACGACCCCGUCGACCUCAGCUUCGUCGCCACGAAAAGCGGACCUAAACUUCGGAGAGGAUGGCUUGCCGCCGGGAGCAGAGGAGCAUCAAAAAAUGCCUGCGGCUGAGACGCGUGUAUUGCAUGAAGAUGCAACCCAGCAAGAUGCUUCCUCGGAUUAUACCCGAAAAAUAUCUGCAUCUGUAACAACAUCAGUAUCCUCUUCGAAGAGUAGUACUCACAAUGCGCCUGCUUCCUCAUCGUCGACGUCGAGCACAACUGAACCUCGUGCAUCAUCAUCCUCUAGUGGUAGUGCGGUCUUGACCUCUCGACCCGACGCGCUAAGUAAGGAGAAUCUACGGACGCAGUUAGAGAACUUCGCAACGCAGCUCUACAUUGAAUCAGACAGCUACGGCGGUCAGAACAGUAUGCUGUCGCAAAUGUCGAAAGUUGCCUUGGAGCAGGGCGCCGGCGGCCUAGAUCGUGUCACGUAUGGCUCGAGACAGGACAAUGUCGGUCCCGGCAUGCGCGCAGCUGUGAAAGCACAGGUGGAAUCAAAGUUGACCUUACUGCAGAACAUCCGGGGUCGCUUCUCUACCCGACACUACUUGAAAGCGCGAAUCCAAAAGUUGCGACAGUACCAAAACACGAGUAUGAAGCGGUGCCACCACGCGCGACUAGGAAGCAAACUAGCGGGAGACCUGGAUCGAUGCGUGCGCAUCCUGCACGGACGCGGUAUUGCGCUGUUGUUUGGGGGUGGUGGAGCCAAGGGCAACGCACAUUUUGGCGUUCUGAAAGCGCUCGACGAGCUCCGCGUUCCCGUUGACAUUGUGUGCGGGACGUCCAUGGGCUCGAUGGCUGCUGGCCUGUAUGCGAUGUAUCCCGAUUUUGAAGUGUGUCUGAAGCGGGCCAAGUGGCUUUUCGAAACUCAGUUUACAAAAACGAAGAUGCUAGCCGACCUCACGUACCCAUUGCUUAGUCUCUUCACCGGAAGCUUCCACAACAACAUGCUGAAGUCUACGUUUGCGCGCACGCACAUAGAGGAUUUGCUGGUUCCCUACGCCUGCUCAAGUCUCGACGUGCUCAGUUGUCAGUCAGUAAUGCACAAGGACGGGCUGCUUUGGCGCGCCGUGCGUGCGUCUAUGUCUCUCGUUGGUUUCGUCCCUCCGUUCCCCGGAGACGUGGACGAGUUUGGCAACGUCACGCAGUUGCUCGUAGACGGAUGCUACAGCAGCAAUUUCCCGAUCCAGACCGCGCGCGAUCUCGGUGCGGGAACCAUCGUGACCAUCGACGUUGCCGCGCUCUACGACGAGGUUAACGCGGACUACGGGGACGAGUGCAGCGGAUUUCAGCUGCUCUACCAGCGCUGGUUCGGCGGCCGCAAGACCACCACGCGGGCAGCAAUCGACGAUCGCAUUCUGAACAUGGCCAACGUCCGGCAGCACCAGGACAGCUUUCAGUUCGUGGAUCUCCAGUUGCGCCCGCCUAUUGACACCUACGGACUGCUCGAAUUCGAGAAAUUUGAAGAACUCUGCAGUGUGGGUUACCAAUAUGCUUUUCCGUUGUUGCAAGACUUUCUCGAGAACACAGAAAAGGGUGAAAUGCUCAAGGCGACGGUCUUGCAGUAUGAGCAGCAGAAAUCGCGACCUGUGUCAGUACCGCAGGCGCUGGGAAUUCAUUGUAGAGCGAGCUACCGAGAGUGGCGGAAGCGGAGCAUGCGUCAGCUCUCCUCCUCUCUGGAGGCGCGUCGUUCCUCACUGCUGAAGAGAAGUGGGAAAAGCCAUCUGAAUAAGAAAAGCAGGACCGUAGACGACUCCAUGUCUAUAAACGGUGGUGGCCAAGAAGAGGUGGAGAUCAGAAAAUAUAGAAGCGCCAAUGGACGAAUCAUCGGCGGUAGUCCUGCGAAGCCGCACACGACGACAGGAAAACAAGGCUCCAUCUCAUCAAAACCUACAACCACUAGAAAGGUGAAGUAAACAAGUGCUACCGUUAAUUCCCUCAGCUUGGUAGCUCUUUUUUCGCACAUUCUUAUAUACUUUCCUAAUCUUCUUUUUUCACUGCUUCUAGUAAUCUAGAAACCCACAUCAUCUGCAUGGACUGACUGCUUUGCCUGGUAAGAAUAAUAACACGCUGCUUUUUAUUUUUUCACAGUCACACAUGAUUUUUUUCCAUUUUUUUCGCGCGCUAUUUUUCAUAGUAUGUAAUUACAUCAUCGUUCAUUCGACCAUUUGCUUUUACAUGGUGGUCUUUAGUCUUUACAUACUGUCACCCAGUCCCAGUUGCGCGUACCUUUUGUGAACCGGCGCAGCUUUGUCAGCGACCGCUCGUUGGCGUCACACCCUAUACGACCUAAUGUUUUUCACAUCAGUUAGUUGAUUGG